GUUUUUUCUCUUUCAGCGCUCAAUACGUACUAGGCGACAAUCGCAAUAUUUAAAUUGUGUUCACGCUUUGUGGGGUUCUCGAGUUCUAUAUGUACAUUCAUUUGUCAACAUUCUAAACAACAAAACGUUUCUAGACGGUCAAGUAUAAAGACUAAACCUCAUCAUGGAGCAUGAAGAGUAUGCUCGUGAGCUGGCUGCUCAUUACAAAAUCAGUCCACAAUUGCCUUAUCACUCCAUCAUUGAAGAACUAAAGAAUGUUCUUGAUUCCAAGCGUUCGGAUUUGCAGAAAUUAUACAAAUUGAAAGCUGGAGUUCAAAAGCUCCGAGAUGCUGCAGGAAAGAGUGUAUCUGCUGUCAUGCCUUCAAGCAAUGACUUCACGAGCGGACCCAAUUUUACUGGGUCCAAAGAAGGCCAUACACUGGAUCGGAAAUCUAGUCGAGUCACUACAUCAGCGGUUAUUAAAAGUAUUAACAGUGAUGUUCAAGAUCUUGCGGAGGAUAUCUGUGAUUUGGAAACAUCACUUCUUUUACUAAAGCAUUGUCAACCCAGUUUCGACCAACAAAGUGCUGUGAUAAAGUCAGCCAACCGUAGUGACAGUAUUGAACAACGCCUCACAGAGCUACAGAAAGCGUUGGAUAUAGAGCUGCAGGUUCGCAGUGGGGCAGAGCGUCUGAUCCAAACGUACAAAUCGGGCCCUCGUCAUUUUCUCGAGGAAGCUAGGAAGCAGUAUGAAAAUGCUAAUAAUAAAAUCGGAUUUAUUCGAAAUCAGAUGAUUCGCGUCAAGCAAAUGAAUGAAGGUUUCUGCCAGGCAGAUACCUCGUCCCUUGGAUCGCGUUCGGAAAAUACAUCUGAUACAACUAAAGCAAAUGGCUCCAUAAAUACAUCCUCUUCUGUUUCCAAUCAUCAAGAGAGUUUUCUUAUAUGGAAAGAUAAAGUAAUGGAAUUAGCCCACCGUUUGCGAGUUGAAAGAGCUUUAUUCGUGGGGAGUAAGAAGGCUGUUAAUGCCGUUUUAGACAACCAAAUUCAUGUGGACAAGUCUAGAAAGUUACAGGCGUUACAAGAGGCUCGUGAAUCUCUCCAUAGGCUUUAUUUGUUUCAAGAAUCAAUCAAACCGCUUUUAAAGAGACCUCCACCAACACACUUUCCCGAGAUGAUUUCUUCUAUUGUCGAUGACCCUGAAAUGACUGUACUUUUAUCCUCACCUUGGAGUAAUACUACAUUUCAUGGCAAUAGCUCAUUGUUAAUUCCCAGUCCACCAACUGCGAUCACUGGAAGUUUGGAGGUUCGUUGCUUAGGUUGUCAGGAUAUCGUUGAUCAUUUUCCAGCUGAGAUUGUAAAUAAUGAACUUUCUGGCACAUCAACAUCCCGGGUUCACUCUGUUCCAUCAGUUAUGACAUCUCGCACAUCUGAGAAUCACUGGGUGGAUGUUCGAUGCUCUUUAUUGAUUGAUCAUAAACGUGUAUGGGACUCACCUUGGCGGCAACCUAAUCAGCAGUGUUGGGACUCAAAGACUACAUUUAAUAUCGAUCGUGGCAAAGAACUGGAAGUCCAGGUUUAUUGGAAGCGUACGUUUCUUCCAAGCUCUGUUACCACUCCUUCAGGAUCCUCUGCUUCAUCCAAAAGUAGUUCGUCUGAGGAUUCUGGUUCUGGAUUAGAGUGGGUUUUAGCAGCCGUAAAUUAUGUACGCCUUGAAGAAUUACUUGGUGGCGAAUCACGUUCUGUAAUGCUUCCUAUGUUACCAAUGGGGAAAGUUUUCCUUGUCCUUAAAUUCUCUGAUCCUCUUCUUUCUAAACCUCGAUGCGGCUUACAUCGCCAGAAACGCUUAUUUUCCAAGCGCAAAGGAAACAAUAUUCCUCGUAUUAAUGAACUUGAUAUGAAUAUACCCUUAUGGACUCGUUUGCUUAAAAGCGGUCAGUUAUCUAAAAUGAGUCGUUCCGUUGUUAGUGGUUCAUGGACACUUAGUCAUUCAAAAGAAUUUGGAUCUUCAGGAUCUGUAAUGAUGCAUGGUCUAGAGGGUCGCUUCCAACAGCUUAAUACAUCUCUUAGCGGUUCACCAGUUUCUGCUCAGGCUUUUAAUGGCAAAUCUCAUUUAAAUACUUCUAAAUAUCGAGAAUCGCCAUCUGCCUUCCCUACCAGAUCAGUCAAUAUCACUGAUACGAUUAUUCAACAGCGUCCAUUAGUUACAAUUAUUCGUGAACCAGGUGCUUUACGGGAAAAAAAUAUUACAUUAACUGAAAAGGAAAUAAAAACCCUACGUAAAAAAUCUCUUUUGACUGAUGACAUUAAUGACUACUCAUCGACACCCCAUCAUCAUGCACCUGCUACUGGAAUCGACUCUUCAUUUUCUCCGGACUACGAUGUUGCGCCAGUUAUCAUCGAAUAUGAUAUGGAUAGUAGCUGCCGAAAACCCCCUACUCCAUCCCGUGUUUCAGACUACGCCAAUCCAGAAGACCUUGGUGCUACGGAAAUGAUAUCUAUAGGUCAGAAGGACGUCGAUUAUCGUACUACAGACUAUAUUAAUAUGGAUGUGCAACGAUCUAAUUCUGGUCCCGUUGUAUUAUCAACAGAAAAAGAAAAUAAAGAUGUUCCUACUUCAGAGUCUCCGCGUACUGCAGCAUCCGAAGUUUUUAGUGAAUUAUCAUCAAACAAAUUCACAACAAUACUCAGUAUGAUUGAUUUCCGCACUGUGGCUGUACUUGGGCGUGGUCAUUUCGGCAAAGUAUUGCUAUCUCAAUACCACCGAGAUAAUAAGUACUAUGCUAUAAAAUCUUUAAAGAAGGCGGAGAUAAUCUUUCGUAAUGAGGUCGAUACAUUAUUGACAGAAAAACGCAUUUUGCAAAUCAUUACCGAUGCACAACAUCCUUUCCUCGUAAACUUGAUUGCCUGCUUCCAGACAAAGGAACACGUAAUGUUUGUGAUGGAGUAUGCACAGGGUGGUGAUCUCAUGUCACUUAUUCAAAAAAAUGUGUUUAAAGAACCUCAAGCUGUGUUUUAUGCUGGAUGUGUUGUUUUAGGUAUCGAAUUCCUUCACUCAAAAAAAAUUGUUUACCGAGAUCUGAAACUGGAUAACUUGUUGUUGGAUUCGGAAGGUUUUGUAAAGAUGGCUGAUUUUGGUUUAUGUAAGGAAGGCAUGGGUCCAGAUGAUCGAACUUCCACGUUCUGUGGGACGCCGGAGUUUUUGGCCCCUGAAGUUCUCACAGAUUCUUCGUACACACGUGCUGUAGAUUGGUGGGGCUUGGGUGUUCUCAUUUUCGAGAUGCUCGUCGGCGAAUGCCCCUUCCCUGGUGAAAGUGAAGAAGAAAUUUUUGACAGCAUUGUUAAUAAAAGCGUUUGCUACCCUAAUUAUUUGAGCAUGGAAGCUAAAUUAAUAAUGGGGCGCCUGCUUCGUCGGAAUGCUGCACAGCGUUUAGGAUCUUCAGCUCAAGAUGCAGAAGAAAUUAAAAGACAACCAUUCUUCCGUAAACUAGAUUUUCAAGCUCUCUUGGCGCAAAAAAUAAAACCACCAUUUGUUCCUGUUGUUUCUGGUCCUGAAGAUGUUUCAAAUUUCGAUGAAGAAUUCACCAGGGAAAAAGCAGUUCUUACACCAACUAAACAACGUCCGCCUCUUCUAGAUGCAGAUCAGUUAAAUUUCUCUAAUUUUGACUAUUAUUCACACUUAGUGUAAUUCCGUAAACGUUUAUCGUUUAUCCAUAUGUAUCUUUUUAGGAUAUGGUUACCGGGAUAGUGUAAAAAAAGUAUAUCUACAUGUUUGUUUUUUAUUUGUGACCCUAUUUCAUCCCUUAUCUAUCCUCUAUUUUAAACAUCCUUUUCUCAAUUGUUUGUUAGUGUCUUCCAUAGUUCAUUUACGGGUGCUUUUAAAACUUUUAAUAAAAAUAUAAAUAAACAUUUUAUCACUUUUUAAAUACAAAAGACUAACUUAUCAUUGACUAAACUGAAUACUUGGUAUCUUUUUCAAUCAUUCCUGUUUGUUAAUUAGUGCCUUUAUGUGAAGGCAGUAUUAUGUGAUUUCCAAUUUCACCAAAGUUGUAUUUUUGUUUCUUCCUUUAUUUAAUCUUAACUCUGAUUUUGCCUUGGGCUUUUUGUUUGAUUUCUAAAGCCAUUUUAUGUAUGUAUUACUGUCCAUAUGUUUGCUUUCAUUUUGCAACAAUAUUAUUUUAUUUGUUUCAACAGGAAUAUUUUAUCUCUAUAUGCGUAUAUUGCUUAUCUUUUUCUCUUCCUCUCUAUCUCUUUUGGUCAGAUUGCUAGUAGUAAUUAUGUUCUUUCUUGUUUGUACCGAACAAUUACAUGUUAGAUAGCUCCCAUUGUAUAAUUUUAAACGUGUGUUGUUUUUUUGUUCAGAGCAAUCAGAGUAAAUAACCAGUAUAUAUACUCAUUGAUAAACAUAAACAUCUGUAAAAAUGUUUUGGAAUUCUUAAAUGUACUUAUUGCAGUUUUUCCUCAUGUAUGUAUAUUCGUUUUUCAAAGGAUUGGGCAUACCCUUGAAAUGAUCGUUCAGUAGUUUUCGACUUCCAAACAUGUUCAAACUUCAGUUUCAAUAGCCAAAGUAUAUCAUUAGUCCUCG
Molecule: messenger RNA, 4561 nt
Organism: Schistosoma guineensis
Lineage: Eukaryota; Metazoa; Platyhelminthes; Trematoda; Strigeidida; Schistosomatidae
Source: the annotation of a GenBank genome assembly